Molecule: messenger RNA, 3636 nt
Organism: Anguilla anguilla (European eel)
Lineage: Eukaryota; Metazoa; Chordata; Actinopteri; Anguilliformes; Anguillidae
Gene: c9hxorf58
Product: chromosome 9 CXorf58 homolog
Exons: 8
Coding region: 47-1186 (379 amino acids)
Molecular function (GO): protein binding
Source: RefSeq, a predicted model, not a curated record
CGUGACUACAGGAUACGCAAAAUGUAUCGAUAGCUACAUUUAAAAAAUGGUGGUAAUGUCAAGUUUUUCUUCUCACCUUGUACAUCUUUGGAGGUGCCUAUGUUCCGUCUACGGCACGAGAGAUCGGACACACUUCAUCAUAGGACCAUUUUGUAGCUUCGACCAGGAGGAGCGUCAAUCGGCGGCCCGAAAAAUCCAGGCAUUCUGGCGUUCACACCAGGACAGGCGGCUUUUCAGUCUGCUGUUAAGCACCGUUCGCGCAGCUGAGCAUUCUGUUGCGCCUGCUGUUCUCUGCCAGCUUAGCCCAAGAGAGGCCCUCUUGUUGAGAGACCCCAGCAUUCAUUAUAAAGUCAGAUUGAGGUUCGCAGGUUCCCACUUUCCUCCUGUAGUGGUCUUCAAGAUUAUUGAUCUGAAAGGAGGGAAGUACCUUUCUGGCAAGAAGCUGUUCUGCUCCUCAAAUCAGGCCACAGCAGAGACAUGUAGGAUUAUGGGAAACAGGAAGUUCCUUGAUAUGCUCAUUACUGAUGAGAUCCAGAGCCAAGAAGGGAAGAUUGUGGACAUGAUGGAUGUUCUAAGUAAGAGGGAUUAUAUGCAGUUCAAUAGCCACCUGGAUGAGCUGCCAGCACACCUGGGUGGGAGAGAUAAUGGCUGGAGAACCGUUGCCCUAAAACGGUUGUGGCGGGACAUCCUGCGACACAAAAGGGGUGAAAAUGGCUUCAUGGCAAGCAGACUAAGAAAGAAGCUCCUGUCAGUAACCCCAGGGGGCAGUUCUGUGCAGGGAAGAAGGACCCCUCGACUGCACAGGUAUGGUGCAGUGGGAUCCACCCCCCUACCAUCCUCCCGCCGUUCCUCCAAGGCCUGCAAAAUGGCCACCCAGAGGAAACAGCUUUAUGCCUCAAACAAAGAGAGCAAGGAGGAAGAGGAGGAACAGGAGAGAAAACGAGAGGAAAUCAAUGAGGAAGGAAUAGGGGAGGUGGAAAAAGACACUGGGCGACACCCGAGGCUCGAGGCACCACAAACAAAGCAGUUAGUGAUGCCUGAGGAUGACUCUACAGAUUCUGAAUGGGAAGAAGAGGUGGAACGUUUGUACUCCUGGACAAAAGGGCUCUCUCUGAGUGACAUGGAAGUAUCACCUCCUGAUCAUGCAGAUCAAUUGUCAAUGCAGACCCAAACAGACAGACAGUAGUAGGAAGCAAUAUAACGUACUGGCAUGGUUUUUCUGUCCUUGAGCAAAUUACUUAAUCCUAGCCUCUUCAGCAAAUAUCCAGCUGAAUAGACAAUGCAUGCAAAUGUAUGAUUGCUUACUUAGAUGUUAAACUUACUUCUCACACAAAAAAACAUAAUUAAACAGCCUAAAAUGGAACAGGUGAUUUUGCAGACCAUAUUUAUCAAGUGCCCUGAUGAAAAGAAAUAGUCUAAGAGUUUAUUUCUCACAGUAAAUGAAAGCUGACAAAAAUUUUAUUUUACUUUCAUGGUAAACCUAAUAUGACCAAGCCCCCCCCCCCAUCAAAUGGACAAUAGAGUAGUCAUGCAUGUCUGGUCCAGAACUGACUGCCUACCACAUGAAAUUACUUUAUGUGAUUACCAGGAAAAGUGAGGUUAAUGGCACUGAGAGCUGACAUAGCAUUUGCCAAUGGACGCAAAUCCUAAAUAUUUAGUCUCUUUAGUCCACUAUAAGAAGAUUUAGGUCUGAAACACCCAGUAGGAUCAUUCUGCACAACUGUACCAUUUACAUUUACCAGAUGUUUCCAAAUGGGUUUAGCAGAGUAAGAUUUUUUUUUCCUGCUGUUGUUUAUCUUUAAUGCCCAUGUUCCCUCUAUCAAUGCAUAUUCCAGUGUCAGUCUUACAAAUUUAGAAAAUGUUCCAGUUACAUUUUGAUAUAAAUGCUGGAAGGUGAAAAUUUUGUGUUUUACCACUCUCUACUUGGUCAUGGUCCUCAAACUAUUUCUCUCCCCUCAGGCAGUAGCACCGAGUGAGUCCUGAAAAUGCCACAGUGAAACAAAGAGCAGCCCUAGCCCCCUUUCUCAGGGACUGCAGAGACUCUCGAUCUAGCAGCAGGGAAGUCAGUGAGAGUGGUGUGGAAAUCAUCACUGAAAAGUGUUAGCGUAAGCACAGGGACGUGGAAACCCAGUGAAAAAUCACCCCUUUGUGUUGAAAAGUGCGACGCUGACCUUGCUCCGUUUUACUGCCCUGUGAGAGAGGAUGUGUUACCACCCUUGUGUACAGCCUUGUGAGGAAGUGACAUCACAUGUUAUUAUAGACCAACCAGAUGGUCAUUACCCAUGUUCCUUCCUGCUUCCCUUUUUCUUAUCUAUAGGAGUAUCUGGCGCUUCAGAAAUUCCAUCAAAGCCGUUCUCUACUUAAAUAUGCCCGUUGAAUUUUCACAAGCCACAUCAAAUUGGAUAACUUAUGCAUUAAUGAAAAUGAAAAUAUAGGAAACUCUUAAUGUCAAGAAUACAGUACUGACCAUCUGGUUAGUUUAAUAAUAUCUGAAGUGACAUCACCAUACUGUACAGCAGUGAACACAAAAAAAGAAUAUAAUAGAUAGAUAGAAAUAGAUAAUUCCAGUUAUUAAGCUGUGGAUGGUAAAUGUUUCAAAAAGAAAUUACUCAAGAGAGAUGAUCUAAUUUGUUCAAUAUUGCACACAUGAAAAUCCCCCACUCAAAAAAUGCACAUUUAAGAAAAUGCUUUUUCCAAAAAUACAUUUAUGAUAAAUAAAACAGAAACCAUGAGUUGUACUUACACAAUUAACACAAAGUCACAUAAAAAUACAAAUAAAAUAUGAUAUUAAAUUAUACAAAAAUAAAUAAAACACAUGAGAAUAAAUAUUGCAUAAAGCAGCAGAAAUGAGAAUAAUGUGGCUUCUGGAAUGUUAGGUGACAAGACUCUGCCCUGCCUACCUGCCUUUUAAAGACCUACUCUCUCUCAAAUCAGAUUGGAAUGGCAGGACUACACUUCCUGUUCAUUCCCACCAAUAGCAAACACAAAGCCCAGGCAACCCACACACUCCAUUGUCUAAUCCACAGCAUUAGCCACUAUGUGCAAAAUCACUGCAUUACAUCACAGUGCACCUUCAACAGAGCUAGCAGUUCCCUACUGUCACUGCUAAAACAAAUGUGUGAUAAAGGUUUGUAAAUUAAAGGGACUAGUCAUUACAAUGAAGUUACGUUGUCCCUACCAUCAUGCUACAAUGUAUCCAUAAUGAAAACAUCCAAAAACCAAGCAUAUAAGGUCACCAGGCCCAGGAACUAGACCAGCAAUCAUUCUCUCAGCAAAUCUGAAAAUAUUUAUUGAGGAAUUAUUAUUAAUAGUGGUUCACUAAACCUGUAAUUUUUUCUAAAUGCAGCAUCGCUGUCGUCUAUCAGUGCAGAUGUGGUGAGGUGAGCUUCACAAUUCAUUCUGAUGAAUGGAGGCAGGCGGGAAUGAAGUGAGCAAUAUUAGACUCCGCUUCAAACAAAAUGUAAAGAAUAUGAAAAUACAUCAAGGUUUUUAAGAAGUAAAUGUGUUUAAAUAAGUCAUGAUAGGCUCCUGUAUGUGCACUGCUGGCUCCAGAUGAUUUGUGAGAAAAGGCAGACUUAUUGCAUAAAAUCAAAAUGUUUGGUUUUCUCUCAUGCAUUAAAGAUGGUCACACAGUAA